Molecule: messenger RNA, 1987 nt
Organism: Argiope bruennichi
Lineage: Eukaryota; Metazoa; Arthropoda; Arachnida; Araneae; Araneidae
Product: nose resistant to fluoxetine protein 6-like
Exons: 14
Coding region: 271-1911 (546 amino acids)
Molecular function (GO): acyltransferase activity, transferring groups other than amino-acyl groups
Source: RefSeq, a predicted model, not a curated record
CAUGGUGGUUUCUUUCCGCUAUUCUAGUGGGUAUAGAAAUGGUGGAGUUCGGCUACCUCCUAACGAUGGUAGGACGUGCUUCCCACGAACCGUGGCCGUUGAGAGCUCUCAGGACUCAACCUUAGUUCUUAGGCUGUCGUGGUGGUCCGGUCUUUCAAAUUUAAUCCGAAUGUCUUUAAUUAGAGUGGUUUAGUACUGGUUAUUCUUUUUCAUUCUUUUAAGUAUGUCUGAAUGUAAACAAAGUGACAGCUUUGGAAAGAGGUUGGAUGUAUGAACUUCAAAAUGGAUACGCAUCAAAACAUCUCCGAUGGGACUAAUGCGUGGCAAGCUUCAUUCUCCACAUUACAGAUGCACUACAAAAAUGAACUUCUAGCUGCCAGAAAUACAAGUGGAUUGAGUCAUCAACCAGUCCCUAGAAAAUUAACAACUGAAGCUUACAUUAUGCUGUGCACAAUUUUGCUUUUUGCAAUUCUAACUGUAAUAGGAAGUUCUAUCACUGUAUAUGAAAAAUACAAAAAAAUUGGAAAAGAGAGCUCUUUAACAGCAAAGAAAAGAGAGAAAAAAGAGGAAAAAAAUGGUUUCAAAAAAACUCUUAACUUCUUUUGCUUCAUCACUAAUGCGAAGAGAACAUUCAAUAUUUCUUCAAAAGACGAGCAACUGAUUUGCUUGAACGGAAUCAGAGCCAUCUCGGCGCUAUUGGCCGUAUUUUUUCAUUCUUGUUGGCUGAGUAGCAAUGUAUUUAAAUCUUCUGAGAGAUAUCAUUAUAUUGUGAAAACAAGGAUGACUCUAUUUUUUUAUAAUGGAGUUUUUGUGGUAGAUACGUUUUUUGUUCUUAGUGGGCUUUUAAAUGCGUAUUCAUUUUGUCAUCGCCACGGCAAAAGCGAAGGAAAAAUUUCGUGGAUUUCAUUUUAUGCACGCAGAUUUCUCAGGAUUUCGCCUUUAUAUUUCUUUGUUAUUGGAUUUUACUCUACGUUGUUUUCCUACCUCGGUUCAGGAGUCUUGUGGCCAACCUAUGACACAAACCCAGUGUGUAAAGAAAAUUGGAUAUGGCAUACUUUAUACGUAAAUAACUUCAAUUCACAAAUGAAACAGUGCUUAAUGACCACUUGGUAUUUGCCGUGUGAAAUGCAAUUAUACAUAAUUAGUCCUAUUUUUCUGUUGCUAUUGAUGAGAAAACCAAAGGCAGGAUAUGCUAUUAUAGUCCUUGGCAUCUGCUGCUCAUGCUUAAAUAAUUUUAUUUAUACCAAACAGUAUAAACUGGUCGACGGUAUGAGGGCGUUUUCAGAUUAUUAUCCCGAUAACGUUGGAACAUUUUAUAGACGAUUUUGGGAAUAUUUUGAUAUGCUUUAUGUGAAGCCCAUUCCGAGAUUAGGUUCCUAUUUGAUUGGAUUAACUCUUGGACAUUAUUUGUACCAAAGGAAGUUCAGCCCAAUUAAACCCUGGAGUCCGGUAACACUUUCUUUGGGAUGGAUUAUAACUGCCAUUUUCCUGUGGAUUUCAAUAUUUGCUCUUUAUGGCAGAGAAGAAUAUGCUAUGGAAUUUGCUGUCUACAAUGGGCUGAAGCAUCUGUUAUUUUCUUGUAGUGUGGUAUGGGUUAUAUUCGUAUGUGCAACGGGACAAGGAGGUUUCGUCAACAAAUUCCUUUCGAAUAAAAUGUUCAUUGUUAUUUCUUCUGUAUCAUUUGCAACAUAUCUUGCUCAUUUCUUCAUCUUAGAGAGAUAUUAUUUGAUGCAUGAAGAACUAAGAGAUUUUAAAUUGAUGCUAUCGAUACGUCAUCUCGCUCUGCAGUAUCUACAGAUAUUUAUUGUUUCCGCUGUAGUAUCAACGAUUUUUGAGGCUCCUAUGUCAAGGAUUACUCAAUUAUUCCUGGACGGAAGCAAACAAGAAAUAAAAACUAUCAAGCAAAUAUAAUGAAAUAAAUGGGGAUACCUAUUAUUAUAUUAAUAUGUUUUUCAGAAAAGGUAAAAUGAAUCUAUUAACACAUUAA